UCGUCUACGCCAUUGAAGCAAUUCCACUUUGUUCGUAAAGUUUCAAUGAAAUAAAUUAGUUAAUUUGUAAAAAAGAUUAAAUGAAAUAUUAAUAAUUGUUAAUUUUAUUUGUUCUAUAAUUAAUUGCAUGUCUGUUAAAUUAAGUGAUUGUGGGUUACGUUUAAUAAAUUGAAAUACUUUCACUUUGCAUCGUGAAAAAAUGAGCACCGAAGAAAUUCUUUUUGUCCACUGGAGUACUUAAAUAACUGCAUUUACAACGGCAACACACCCGUAAAGAAAGCAAGCAGCGUCAACGCAUUGGUUUCGAUAAAAGAUUUUGUUGCUUGCAUUUUAUAAGUUUCGUUAUUGUUGUAAAAGAAAAAAGAACGGAUAUUGGAAUAUUUAAAAUAGAAUUUGCAAGUGCCUAUCCUGCCCCUUGAUCUCUCUCUUUUUCAUCCAUUUUGUCAUUACAAUGUUUAGUAUCAGUGAGUUAUGUUGCAUGUUUUGUUGUCCACCAUGUCCGGGACCGAUUGCUGCCAAGUUGGCCUUUCAACCGCCUGAACCCACCUAUAAGUUAACUCCAGCUGACGAUGCCAAUGUUAAGUACAAUUUGCAUUUGUUUGAUCGUGCCGAAUGGCAAUAUUCAGAACGUGAUAAAUCCAAAGUUGAAGCAUUUUUUACACGCACAUCUCGAGGAAACCUAAUCACUUGCAUUUAUGUACGUUGCAGUAAAAACGCUAAAUAUACACUACUAUUUUCGCAUGGAAACGCUGUUGACCUAGGACAAAUGAGCAGCUUUUAUAUAUCACUUGGUUCACAGUUGAACUGCAAUAUAUUUGGUUAUGACUAUUCGGGUUAUGGGAUGAGUGGUGGGAAACCGUCUGAAAAGAACCUCUAUGCUGACAUCGAAGCUGCUUGGCAAGCUAUGAGAAAUAGAUUUAAUAUUAGUCCAGAAACAAUUAUACUGUAUGGGCAAAGUAUUGGUACUGUGCCUACGGUAGACUUAGCAACACGCCAUGAAGUGGGAGCGGUUAUAUUACAUUCUCCAUUAAUGUCUGGCUUAAGAGUUGUUUUUAGGAAUACAAAACGUACAUGGUUCUUCGAUGCUUUUCCAAGUAUUGAUAAGGUAUCUAAAGUGAAAUCCCCUGUAUUAGUAAUUCACGGAACUGAUGAUGAAGUAAUUGACUUUUCACAUGGCAUUGGCAUUUAUGAACGUUGCCCAAAAGCAGUAGAACCUCUUUGGGUUGAGGGUGCUGGGCAUAAUGAUGUUGAGCUACAUUCACAAUAUUUUGAACGACUGAAAAAAUUUCUAACCGUAGAAUUAGUUAAAUGACAAUUAAAGAACUCGACUGAAGGGGCUAAUAAUACCAAAGCCCAGACAGCAGCGUCAACUAACAAAACUGUUAGUUCUAAUACAACUGCUACUCUUAAUGCUGCUGCUGUCCCCCUAACCGCUACCACUACUGCUCCCCAAGGUGAAGAAAAA
This is a messenger RNA of Teleopsis dalmanni, 1465 nucleotides long. RefSeq names its product alpha/beta hydrolase domain-containing protein 17B. NCBI's taxonomy places the organism in Eukaryota, Metazoa, Arthropoda, Insecta, Diptera, Diopsidae. Gene Ontology annotation, cellular component: endosome membrane; plasma membrane. Gene Ontology annotation, molecular function: palmitoyl-(protein) hydrolase activity. Bases 452 to 1312 code for a protein of 286 amino acids. The transcript is spliced from 4 exons. The record is from RefSeq and is a predicted model, not a curated record. Gene Ontology annotation, biological process: protein depalmitoylation.